This is a messenger RNA of Sodiomyces alkalinus F11, 1251 nucleotides long. RefSeq lists its product as hypothetical. Bases 1 to 1233 code for a protein of 410 amino acids. The record is from RefSeq and is a predicted model, not a curated record. Lineage: Eukaryota; Fungi; Ascomycota; Sordariomycetes; Glomerellales; Plectosphaerellaceae. The transcript has a single exon.
AUGCGCCGCCACGACUCGAAACUCGUCUCCCAAACCUGGCGCGACUGCAUUGCGUAUUGUCGAGCUGCCAUUAUGGCACCAAAGGACCAUCCCUCGAGGGCAUCCGCUCCUUGGGUUCGAUCAUGCUCCGAGCUUCAAAGGGAGCUCCUAAGCAAGUACGGACCCGAAAUCAUUGAAGCCGCACGCGCCGGCUGCGCUGCCCUCAUCAAUGACCGCUUCGAGGGUCAACCUCACAAGAUCCCGCACAUCGACAAGAAGCGGAGUUUCCUCAGUAACUGGCAUGGUCAACCCGUUGGCGACUCUCUCCUUCCGCAACGAAAUAUCCUUGCGACUGCCGCCUACGAGGCUGGUGCCCUACCCUGCCACCUGGCUAUGUUAGCCUGGGGUACUCCUGAGCAAGCCGCUAGACUAUCCUUCAUCUCCCACGUCCCCAUUUGCGACGACUAUGCCAGCUUCACGGAGUCAGACUACGAGGCCCGCAUCAGGCAUGCUGCACUCGCCGUUGGGGCAGCAUAUGCCUUUGGAGGCUGGGCGGCGGAGGCCAUUAUCGACGGGAGCAUGCUUCAAGCCACAGGCACCGGCACGGGUUUGGGAACCGGAGAGGCCGGUUUGAUUGAGGGCGUCAUGUCCUGGCGAGCUGUAAACGGCGCCACGGUGCCCUACACCAGCUACCUUUUCGGGAAGGGCACUCUGGCCGAAGGGCUGAUCGCGCCGCAGGUCUUCACGGCAGUACACGACCUAUUCGACUGGCGUAGUGACACGGCUGCUCGAAACCAUGAGAACGGUGUCACGGGUGUCUAUGGCGUAUUGGGGGUGGAAGAUCCAUUCCACGUCUACCUGGAAGCUAUCCUCGAGACGGCCACAUUAUACCCGGUGCAUGCUACGUGGACUACCGGCGCCAUGACGGUGGGCCACUACACAGCAGCGCGCUAUGGCACCUACGACUACCGUGGCAAGCACGAUUCCUGCUGCGAUAAUUGUGUCAGGCUCCUUCGGGAAGCCACGGCGCGGGCCAAUCUCGCCUGGAAGCCUGAAAUCCCUCCCCGGUCGUUUGCCGAGGGCCAUGAGUACCGCAACCUGUUGAAGAGACAGAUUGAUCAGUACGAGCAACAUGACAUGGUACAGAAAGGGCUUAGUUGGUUUCAACAUCUUGUGGUCACUGGCGAGAUUUGGAUAUUCGACCUCCUGAGGGAGGGGGUUGAGCCCAUAGACGUCGAGGCCUAUUGGGUUUAGGAAGAAAUACUGGCGGCG